AAGUCCUCCAGCCCGGGUCAUAGUGCAGUGUGUUGUCAUGUGAUACCCCCCCCCCCUCCUCCCCCGCACUUUGGCCGCCGAGUCUUGGGAUUUGUCGCUGUCAGCCCGCCUCGCGCCCGCCUUGCGCCCAGCCUAGGCCGACCACUGGAUUUACACCCGACGGGGUCGUCCCCGAGCGGCUGCCCGGAGCCCACGCCCAUGGCGUCGUCCGGGCCGCCCAGUGACUGCCGGCCCCCGGGGGCGGCGCCGGCGGUGGGGGCGGCGGCCGCGGCGGCACCGCUCAUCGGAGGGCGGGCGCAGGGCCGGCGACCAGCCUGGGCGCCAUGUCCCUGAACCGCAGGGCCCGCGGGGGCCAGGGGGGCGUGGCGCAGGACGGCGCCCCCCCGCAGACGUGCCACAACUCGCCGCUGUGGAGCGCGACGGGCUCGCCGCGCCGCAUGCCCGGCGGCGCGCCCUACGCCCCGCUCAACGCCAUGGGCGGCACGCUGGGCGGCGCGCUGGGCGGGCCCCUGGGCGCCAGCGUGCACGCGCUGCCCGGCGCCGAGUGCACCGUGCUGCCGCACGCCCCGCACCAGCCCGCCCAGCAGCACUGCCGCCACCCGGCGCACGCCGCGCACCACGCCGCGCACGCCGCCCACGCCGCGGCGCACGCCGGGCCCAACGCCGUCCACCCCACCGCCUUCAGCGCGUCCAUGCAGGACAUCGAGCUGGAGCUCCAGCAGCACAUCCAGCAGUGCAACUGCACCUGCGACCACAUGGGCUACGGCAACUACAUGGACUACCAGACGACGUGCCUGUCGGAGCUGCCGGACGUGGCCGCCCCCCGCUGCAACGGCCGCCUGCCGCUGUCGCACUCCCACAUCCACCUCGGGUACCCGGACUCGGCGUCGUCCUGCUCGAGCAAGGACAGUGCGCCCGAGGCGAGAGGCGGACGGGUGGCGCGCUUCAAGCCGUGGUGCGUGUGCCUGCUGGUGUGCGCCGUGUGCCUGGCGCUUAUCUUCGCCAUUGCUAUGCCGCUCACCCUGCGCGGGGCCAAGAGCCUCGCCACGCACGAGGACCGGCUGGACCUCGUCAGAAGACUGCUCAAAGAAGUGCCCCUCAUCGACGGGCACAACGAUCUGCCCUGGAACAUGCGCAAGUACGUGCACAACCAGAUGGGCAGCUUCAACUUUUCCAAGCUCGACACGGCCGAGCCCUGGAAGACGAGCAACUGGUCUCACACGGACCUUACAAGACUGAGGACCGGCAUGGUUGGAGCUCAGUUCUGGUCGGCGUACGUGCCUUGUGGAGCUCAGUUCCUCGAUGCCGUACAGCUCACGCUGGAGCAAAUCGAUGUGAUCAAGAGACUGGCAGAAAUGCACCCUGAUUCUCUAAGAAUCGCGACCACUGUGAAAGCAAUCCGCGACGCCCACCAGGGUGGGCAGAUCGCGUCCCUGAUCGGCGUGGAGGGCGGCCACACGCUUGGCAACUCGCUCGCCGUCCUGCGCAUGUACUACGGCCUGGGCGCGCGCUACCUCACCCUCACGCACACGUGCGACACGCCGUGGGCGGACUGCUCCGUUGGCGAGAAGGACCUUCAAACCACGGACGACUCAAAGAAGCCUGCCAGACACAAAAGCGGCCUAUCUCACUUCGGAAAGCUCGUGGUGAAGGAGAUGAACCGCCUGGGCAUGAUGAUCGACCUGUCGCACGCCUCCGUGCGGACCAUGGAGGACACGCUCAACGUGACGCAGGCGCCGCUCGUGUUCAGCCACUCCUCGGCCCGCACCAUCUGCAACUCGACGCGCAACGUCCCCGACGAGAUCCUGCAGCAGGUGGCGAACAACGGCGGCAUCGUCAUGGUCAACUUCUACACUUACUUCGUCACCUGCAACCACACGGCAGACCUGCAGGACGUCAUAAAUCAUAUCAAUCACAUCAGAAAGGUGGCGGGUACAGACCACGUCGGGAUUGGUGCGGGUUACGACGGAAUAAACAAGACUCCGCGGGGCCUGGAGGACGUUUCGAAGUACCCCGACCUGCUGGCGACCCUGCUAGCGGACCCGAUGUGGACGGAGGACGACGUCAAGAAGCUGGCGGGCGGCAAUCUGUUGAGGGUCUUCAGUGCCGUGGAGGAGGUGCGGGACAAGUGGCGGCUGGCCGCCGUGCCGCCGAGCGACGAGCUCAUCGGGAUGAACUACCUGGAGGGAAAGACAGAAUGCCUGUGGAUGGGGUCUUGAUCGAGCAACGACUCGCGGCCACUGGGAGCUGCGAGCACGCGCCUAUUCACCCCCGUCGCCCACGUACCGGCCGAGGCCACCGUCUCGUCCUGGUGUCAGCCCGGCCUCGCCGGGCGGUCCAACUCAACACAGCUGUCAGCAGGAGGAGCGUUUUUUCCGUCCACGUCCUCUCAGUCUAGUUGCGCGGCCCAGUUCCGAAGCGGGCCAUUGUCGGGAGCCAUGCUGCUGGAGGCCAAAGGACACACGUUUGCGCAGCGAUGACGUCCUUGUCCCCUUCGAUUACGGUGCCCAACCCCGGAAUUUGGUUUUGUUUGAGAAAAUGUAAGUCAAGAAGGCCAAGAAGAUUCGCAUGUUUUUCAAAAAAAA
Molecule: messenger RNA, 2585 nt
Organism: Frankliniella occidentalis (western flower thrips)
Lineage: Eukaryota; Metazoa; Arthropoda; Insecta; Thysanoptera; Thripidae
Product: dipeptidase 1-like
Exons: 13
Coding region: 324-2219 (631 amino acids)
Biological process (GO): proteolysis
Molecular function (GO): metallodipeptidase activity
Source: RefSeq, a predicted model, not a curated record